AUGCUGGAUGGCCAGCUAUUCUCCGAGGGGCCCGACAGCCCCCGGGAGCCCCAGGAUGAGGAGUCUGGCAGCUGCCUCUGGGUGCAGAAAUCCAAGCUGCUGGUGAUCGAAGUGAAGACAAUUUCCUGUCAUUAUAGUCGCCGCGCCCCUCCUCGACAGCCCAUGGACUUCCAAGCCAGCCACUGGGCCCGUGGGCCCCAAAGCCGCACGUGUGGGCCGCGCUCGGGAUCCCCUGAACCGCCGCCCCGCCGUCCCUGGGCCUCCAGGGUGCUGCAGGAGGCGACCAACUGGCGGGCGGGGCCCCCGGCCGAGGCCCGAGCCCGGGAGCAAGAGAAAAGGAAAGCGGCAUCGCAGGAGCGGGAGGCCAAGGAGACCGAGCGAAAAAGGCGCAAGGCUGGUGGGGCCCGAAGGAGCCCCCCCGGUCGGCCCCGCCCGGAACCUCGGAACGCCCCUCGGGUGGCCCAGCCUGUAGGGCCCUCAGCUCCUUCAAGACCCGAGCGCCUGGGGCCGGCGGGGCGACCGCCCCGUCCAUCCGCGCAGCCUCAGAGCGACCCAGGGGCGGCGUGGGCGGGGCCCUGGGGCGGUAGGCGGUCAGGGCCCCCCAGCUACGAGGCUCACCUGCUGCUAAGGGGUGCAGCGGGGACGGCCCUGCGACGACGCUGGGACCGCCCGCCACCCUACGUGGCUCCACCUUCUUACGAAGGCCCCCACAGGACCUUGGGGGCUAAGCGGAGCCCUGAGCCCUCCCAGGCGCCCGCCUCAGCAGCUCGUGCCCCGACUUCGGCCAGGACAGAGGGAGGGUUCACAAAGAAGAGGCUGGAUCCUCGGAUCUACCGGGACGUCCUCGGGGCUUGGGGUCUCCGACAGGGACGGGGCCUCUUGGGGGGAUCCCCGGGCUGUGGAACAGCCAGGCCGAGGCUGGAGUCCGGCAAGGGGGCCGCGGAGAAAAGCCUGGGGCUGGCUCGUGCCGGCCGAAACAGUGGUAGCGACAGCCAUCCCCAGGCCAAAGCCGCGGGGAGCCCAGGCUCGGAGACGGCUCCUGCGGGGCUGGUCGCGGCGACUCCCCGCGCACCUCGUCCCGCUCCCAGGUCCAGGCCCCAUCUCAAGGGCUCGGGGGAAGGGAAAGAGAAUAGGGAGCAGAGCUGGCUCCCGAAAUGCUGGGUUCCCUCCCUUAAAAGGCAGCCGCCGCGACAUAGCCAGACCCUCCCCAGACCCUGGGCUCCGGGAGGCACGGGAUGGAGAGGGUCCCUGGGUCAUAGAGAGGGGGCAGGACCUGAGACCUGGGAGGGCUGGAAGGGGGCCCGCCGCGCCCACACCCUGCCCCGCAGCUCCCGCGGCCCAGCUCGGGGAGAAGGCGUCUUUGUGAUUGACGCCACGUGCGUGGUGAUACGGUCCCAGUAUGUCCCAACCCCUCGAACCCAGCAUGUACAGCUUCUGCCCGCUGGGGUGCCGCGCGUCGGGGGGGAUGCCCCUAACCAACCGAAGCCCAACAAGGAAGAGGGCGAGGGAAUCGCGGCCUUUCCCUCCCCUUGCCAGAAACUGCUGUUGAGCAGCCGUCUUUCACACCAGCUCGGUGGGGGGCGAGGGUUAGAAGCCGAGGGCGGGAAGCCGCCGGACUCCUCCUUGGAGGAGCGCGCCUCCCGCAUCUUGGGGCUCCCGGUUGGCGAGGUAAACCUGCAGGAGGCCCCCACGCAGCCAGGUAGCCUAGAGCUCUCAGCCUUAGGCCCACCGGCUUCGGGAGGCGCGGGCAGCGCCGAGGGCUCGGAGGAAGUGGCUGCCCCGCGGCGCGCGGGCCGGGGCUGGGCGCGGACCCCAGGGCCCUACGCCGGGGCCCUGCGGGAAGCCGUGUCCCGCAUUCGCCGUCACACCGCCCCGGACUCAGACUCGGACGAAGCAGCGGAGCUCAGCGUCCAUAGCGGCUCUUCUGAUGGAAGCGACACCGAAGCCUCGGGAGCCUCCUGGCGAAAUGAACGGCCCCGGCCCGGGGAAGGCGGGAAGACGGCAGAGCUGAGCGACAGUAUCCGAGAGAUUCUAGACGUCAUCAACCGAACCGAGGAGGCCUUCUUCGGAGAAAGGGACACUAAGGGGAUCCCACAGGGAAAUAGGGAGCAGCAGUGAGAGGCCCUUUCUUGUAUUUGUAUUCCCCAACCUUUCCAUCCUUGGGCCCACUGGUCCUCUUUCUUCCUCACAGACUUUCUUGUACCCCUUACCCACAGUCGUUCCCAUACUUGAAACAGAAGCCGCCCAAAUGAAAGGAAAGGGAGCAUAUGGCAAUUCAUUAUUUCUUGCCUUUUUUCUUUUUCCUUCGCUUCCCUUCCCUUCCCUUCCCUUCC
This is a messenger RNA of Hyaena hyaena (striped hyena), 2333 nucleotides long. RefSeq names its product dendrin (gene DDN). The coding region runs from base 1 to 2118 and encodes 705 amino acids. The record is from RefSeq and is a predicted model, not a curated record. The transcript has 2 exons. Lineage: Eukaryota; Metazoa; Chordata; Mammalia; Carnivora; Hyaenidae.